AUGACCGAAGUUGCCCUAGUGGCCCUUCGUGACACUGGGGCCAAAGGGAGCUUGUACGAAUCUUAUGAUGUCUCAGCAGUGGGUGAGGUGAUGUUUGUGUACAGUGACCAGACGAUCACCACAUAUAACGAGAGUAAAACCCGUGUCCUGAACUUUCAGCGCGGCGUGCCCAGCCGUGGUGCCUGUCCCCUUGCUAGGUUACCGGCCCUGGCCGAUGGGGGAGUGCGGCCUGUGGGGUGUUUGCAGAGCCGCUCGGCCGCAGCCCUGCAGAUCAAAGCGAAGAGGAAGGAAGUGGAGCUCAACCUACACGGGGAAAAGCGCGGUGUCUACGGGGACGGCGCGGCGUGCGAACCCGGGAGAGCUCGCGUUCUCGACUCGGUGGAGCUCAAGUCCGUCAGGCUGAGCCCACACCAGCGGCACACAUCACCGCCAUCACCGUGGCCUGCCCUUCUGAGGGUGGAAGAAACUGCACAUUUCCUUUUCCAAGCUGGGAAGCGGGACUGUGCUGUGUCCCAUUCCGUCCGGCAAACCAGCACGGACAACUGUGGCAGGAAUCGCUUCCAAGCAGAGGCGAAGAUUUUUAUGACUGCGAAGACUGGGAUUCAGAAUCUCUCUGCCAUUCAGCUGGCCCCUCUGAAGCUAUUGUUGCUUCAACAGAAUUCUCUGUGGUGCAUUUGCCAACGUGGGGAAAUUAUCUUUCUGAAGUUAGGGAAGGAGACAUCCAGGAAAGAUAAGUUCAGACUUGAGAGAUUUGGACACAGGAGUACAACAAUUCAUGGAAACAAGACAAGGUCCGCAGAUGUGAUCCUCAGGCACCUGACCAUGGCCAACUCCUUGGUCAUUCUCUCCAGGGGAAUCCCAGAGACCAUGGCCUCGUUUGGGGUGAAGCAGUUCCUCAGUGAUGCUGGAUGCAAGCUCGUGUUCUACGCUCACAAUGUGGGUAAGGGUGUGUCCAUAGACUCCACCUGCCUCCUGACUCUCUUCCAGGCCAUCAGCAUCAGCCCCAGGCGCUCUGUUUGGGCGGAGCUGAAAGUGAAAGCCCUGAGGUACAUCAGUUCCUCUACUGUCUUCUGCUGGGUCCUGCAGAUGCUGUUAAAUAUUAGACUUCCUAUCAUUUUGACCAACAACAACAGCAAGAGAAACAUCACAAAAACCAUAGACUUUCAAUACUGCUCAGCUGGGCCUCAUGACAGAGACCCAGGCUCAGUGUUUGCGGUGCUGAGACUCUCCCAUGACGUUCUGUGUUUGGCGCUUAUGAUCUGGGCCAGUGGCUCCAUGGUUUUCAUCCUGUUCAGGCACAAGCAGCGGGUCCACCAUCUCCACAGACACAGCUCAUGCAGGUCUUCCCCCGAGACCAGAGCUUCUCAGAGCAUCCUCAUUCUGGUACGAGCGCGGAGAGCUGUCAUAUAUGCUAGUUAUUCAGAAUCGUGCUGCGAUGGAUUUACCAGGAAAACAAUCAAUGGUGAUUCUCUCCUGAGAAAUGCAGGAUCUGCACGACCUGUGUGUUUGGACGAGGACAUAAAAUUUAGCCACAGAUGUUGUAUCCAAAUGUGUAAACUAAACACAUGUGGACAAGCAUGGGGACAGUGAGGAGGAGAUGUUCACAGAGAACACAUGAAAAAUAUGCUCACAUGUAAACAAAGUCACGAACAGACAACAAGACAUUUUCAAAGUGUUCUUAAAGCUCAAUAAAUCAGCACUGUAUACCUAAACUGUACCAAUAAACUCAAUAAAAA
Molecule: messenger RNA, 1736 nt
Organism: Fukomys damarensis (Damara mole-rat)
Lineage: Eukaryota; Metazoa; Chordata; Mammalia; Rodentia; Bathyergidae
Exons: 10
Coding region: 1-1590 (529 amino acids)
Biological process (GO): G protein-coupled receptor signaling pathway
Cellular component (GO): membrane
Molecular function (GO): pheromone receptor activity
Source: RefSeq, a predicted model, not a curated record